CGGAGGACUCGGCGCCGCGUUUGAGGCGGCGGUGGCGGCGCUGGGUUUGAGGUGACAGCGGCGGCGCUGGAUGCGAGGUGACAGCCGCCGCACGCCUGCGAGGUCAGAGCUGCGCGAUCAGAUCGGCGAGCCGCGCUCCGAGCCGAGCCGCCUGCCGCUGCCCCAGCCAUGCUGCCCCGCCGGGCAAAGCAGCCCCCUGGAGCUUCCCCCCGAGCCGCGGCGAGGCUGCGGGAGCCGGCCAGAGCCAGCCAGCCCGGGGACUGCCGGCUGCCAGCGCUGCUCGUGGAUCCCGACAGGACGAGCUCGCACAUGAUCUCCGCGGACGAUGCCGAGUACCCGCGCGAGUACCGCACCCUGGGCAACGGCACCCGGCGCUUCUCCAACGUGGGGCUGGUGCACACCUCGGAGCGCCGGCACACCGUGAUCGCCGCCCAGAGCCUGGAGGCGCUCACCGGCCUCCAGAAGACGGAGAUGGAGCGCAAGCGGGACGCCUUCAUGGACCACCUGAAGAGCAAAUACCCGCAGCACGCCCUGGCGCUGCGCGGGCAGCAGGAGCGCCUGCGGGACCAGCAACCCAACUACUGGAGCUUUAAGACCAGGAGCUCCCGGCACUCCCAGGGCUCCCAGCCUGGCCUGGCCGACCAAGCCAAGCUCUCCUUCGCCUCGGCCGAAUCCCUGGAGACCAUGUCGGAGGCGGAGCUGCCGCUGGCCUUCAACAGGAUGAACCGGUUCCGCCAGAGCCUGCCCCUGUCCCGCUCGGCCAGCCAGACCAAGCUGCGCUCCCCAGGGGUGCUGUUCCUGCAGUUUGGGGACGAGACGCGGCGGGUGCACAUCACGCACGAGAUCAGCAGCAUGGACACCCUGCACGCCCUCAUCGUGCACAUGUUCCCGCAGAAGCUCACCAUGGGCAUGCUCAAGUCCCCCAACACCGCCAUCCUCAUCAAGGACGAGUCCCGAAACGUCUUCUACGAGCUGGAGGAUGUCCGAGACAUCCAGGACAGAAGCAUCAUUAAAAUCUACCGGAAAGAGCCGCUCUAUGCCUCGUUCCCAGCCUCACACAUCACCAACGGCGACCUGAGGCGGGACAUGGUCUACACCUCCCGGGAAUCCUCUCCCACCCGCCGGCUCAACAACAUCUCCCCAGCCUCCCACCUGGCCUCCGGCUCGCCGCCGCCCGUGCUGCAGUCCUCGUCGCCGUCGCGCUCCCGCAUGUCCUACAGCGGCGGCCGCCCGCCCUCGUACGCCGGCAGCCCCGUCCACCACGGCGAGCGCCUGUCCAGCCUGCCCCCCGCCCAGGGCGUGUCCCCCAGCCCCAGCGCCAUCCUGGAGCGCCGCGACGUCAAACCGGACGAGGACCUGGCGGGCAAGAACGUGGUGCUGGUGAAGAACGAGGGGCUCUACGCCGAUCCCUACGGGAUGGUGCACGAGGGCCGGCUCAGCAUCACCUCCACGCAGUCGCUGGCGGGCAUGGGGGACCCCUUUGGCUACUCGGGGGGGCUCUACAAGCGGGGCUCAGUGCGGUCACUCAGCACCUACUCGGCGGCCGCGCUGCAGACGGAGCUGGAGGACAGUUUGUACAAGCCCAACGCGCCCAUCUACAGCGACACCUACGGCCCCGGGCUGGGCUUCCGCAUGCCGCCCUCAUCCCCGCAGAAGAUGGUGGAGCCCGGGCAGAGCCCGCACAGCCCCUACUCAGGCCCGCCUAGCCGCUCCUCGCCUGUCCGUCAGUCCUUCCGCAAGGAUUCCUGCUCCUCCGUCUUCAUGGACAGCCCCGUGGGCAAAACGCGCAACCCCAGCUCGUCCGGGCCCCCCGAGCUGUUCCCCGGCCCCGGGGAGCGGCCGCUCUCGGGCUUCGGAUCGCCCGGACCGGCCAAGGACACCGAGACCAGGGAGCGGAUGGAGGCCAUGGAGAAGCAGAUCGCCAGCCUGACGGGGCUGGUGCAGAGCGCGCUGCUCCGCGGCUCCGAGGCCGAGACCCCCAGCGAGAAGACAGAAGCCACCAACGGCGGGACCCCCCCGUCAGCGUCCACCAGCCGCAGUGGCAUGGGCACCCCGGUGCCCGCGCCGCCACCGCCCUCAGCCACCAGCACCCCGGCGGGGCAGCCCACGGCCAUCACCCGCCUGCACAUGCAGCUGCACCUGCACGACCUGCAGCAGAACGCCAGCGACCUCCGCAACCAGCUGCAGCAGCUCAAGAAGCUGCAGCUGCAGAACCAGGAGGCGGUGAAGUCGCUGCUGCGGCGCACGGAGACGGAGCUGAGCGUGCGGGUGACGGACACGAUGCGCAAGCACGAGGACCCGCUGCAGCGCCAGCGCAGCUUGGUGGAGGAGGAGCGGCUGCGCUACCUCAACGAGGAGGAGCUCAUCAGCCAGCAGCUCAACGACCUGGAGAAGUCCGUGGAGAAGAUCCAGAAGGAUCUGGCCCACAACCACCGGCUGAUCCCGGCGCAGGAGCUGGAGGAAAAGGCCGUGGUGCUCAAGCAGCUGGGGGAGACCCUGACGGACCUGAAGGCCCAGUUCCCCAGCCUGCAGAGCAAGAUGCGGGUGGUGCUGCGGGUGGAGGUGGAGGCCGUCAAGUUCCUCAAGGAGGAGCCCAACCGCCUGGACGGGCUCCUCAAGCGCUGCAAGAGCGUCACCGACACGCUGGCCCAGAUCCGCAGACAAGUGGACGAGGGCGUGUGGAGCUCGCCCAGCAGCCUGAGCCAGUCGCCCAAGAAGGUGGCCCCGGAGACGGAUUUCGGCAAGGGGCUGGAGCUGGAGAUGCCCACCAGCCCUCCCGUGAGCCUGCACCACCUGACGGGCACCCCCGAGCCCCUGGGCUUCGCCCCCCAGCCCCAGAGCCACCCCGGCAAGAGCAAUAACCCCUCGCGAGCCCCGGAGAUGGUGCCCGCCAAGACGCAGACGGGGCCCGAGACCCCCAGCAAGAAGAGCGUGGACAAAGCCGUGUCCGUGGAGGCGGCCGAGCGCGACUGGGAGGAGAAGCGGGCGGCGCUCACCCAGUACAGCGCCAAGGACAUCAACCGGCUCCUGGAGGAGACCCAGGCCGAGCUCAUGAAGGCCAUCCCCGACCUGGAAUUCGCCGCCAAGCACAAACAAACCCCGGGCAGCGGCAGCGCCGCCUCCACGCCCGAGCACAAACCCUCCAAGGCACAGCACACCCCCAAAUCGGGGGGCAAAGGGGACCCCAACGGCCGCCGGGGCUCAGACGAGCUGACGGUGCCGCGGUACCGCACCGAGAAACCCUCCAAGUCGCCGCCGCCUCCCCCGCCCCGCCGCAGCUUCCCCUCGUCGCACGGGCUGACCACGACCCGCAGCGGCGAGGUCAUUGUCACCAGCAAGAAGGAGCCCGGCUUUAUCAAGAAGGCGGAGUCGGAGGAGCUGGAGACGCCGAAGCCGCAGGUGAAGCUGAGGCGGGCGGUGUCCGAGGUGGUCCGGCCCGCCUCCACCCCUCCCAUCAUCGCCUCGGCCGUCAAGGACGACGACGACGAGGACCGGAUCAUCGCCGAGCUGGAGAGCGGUGGCGUCUCCAUCCCGGCCAUGAAGGUGGUGAAUCCGGCGUCGCGGCUGAAGCAGGGCCAGCAGGGCAGCCCCGACAAGGGCAAGCACAUCAAGCAGCGCAUGGAGUACAUGCGGAUCCAGGGCCAGCAGCAGGCCACUAGACCAUCUAAAGAGGCCAGUGAGACCUCCCCCACGGUCUCAGAAAAGCCCGCAGCUGGCAGAACAUCCAUCCCCGUAUUGACUUCCUUUGGGGCCAGGAACUCCUCCAUCUCAUUCUGAGCGCCCCUGCCAGCUCCGCCCGGCUCCUCCUCUCUUCCUCGGGCUCCUCUUCCUCCCUGGGACUUGGCUUCUCCUUGAGGCGCUCUGGAGGGAAUCCGCCACCUCUGUCCCCUCCUCUUUCUGUUCGAUCCAUGUUUUUGUCGCCUCCGCUCCGCCAAAAGAACUUUUGUUGUGUCGCCUGUGCCGCGCCUCGGCCCGACGUGUGUGUCCCCUCCUCUCCGCCAUGGCCAACCAGCC
Messenger RNA from Pyrgilauda ruficollis (rufous-necked snowfinch), 4014 nucleotides. RefSeq names its product SRC kinase signaling inhibitor 1 (gene SRCIN1). The transcript has 20 exons. Gene Ontology annotation, cellular component: actin cytoskeleton; postsynaptic density; cytoplasm. Bases 169 to 3777 code for a protein of 1202 amino acids. NCBI's taxonomy places the organism in Eukaryota, Metazoa, Chordata, Aves, Passeriformes, Passeridae. Gene Ontology annotation, biological process: regulation of dendritic spine morphogenesis. The record is from RefSeq and is a predicted model, not a curated record.